Dufourea novaeangliae is the source of this 1680-nucleotide messenger RNA. RefSeq lists its product as uncharacterized. The transcript is spliced from 10 exons. NCBI's taxonomy places the organism in Eukaryota, Metazoa, Arthropoda, Insecta, Hymenoptera, Halictidae. The coding region runs from base 28 to 1680 and encodes 550 amino acids. Gene Ontology annotation, biological process: outer dynein arm assembly; cilium movement. The record is from RefSeq and is a predicted model, not a curated record. Gene Ontology annotation, cellular component: cilium.
GACACUUUUAUAAAUUCUGCCUUUAAAAUGUUCCGCAGCAAACGGAUCGAAGUAUAUCGUGGAUUUAGGGACGGCAAAUGGACGACAAAGGAUAAACUGGACCAAUAUCGAGGAAUUUUAAAGUUAUACGAUCGUGAAAAGAAGUUACGACUGCAGGAUGCGGCAAAGUUGAAGAAGAGAAUAUCAUGGCAAUUGGGUUCAUUUCGGGAAGAUGUGAAAAAGUACCAUCAACUGGUAAGCGGUAGCAAAGAUCGUGCGCAUAAUUUACUGCAAGAUCGCAAGGAUUUGCGAUUAAAGUGCCGUGGCCAAAGAACGGAGCACAUUUAUACGAUUAUUUAUGAGGAUAAUCAUCAGAAACGUCGUCAACUGGACAAACUUCGUUACGAGAAAAGAAGAAAAUUGAAACGUUGCUUCGAACUACAGUUGGAGCAUGCAGAAUUGUUUGACAGUUACGCGCGAGAACGAGAGGUGCCAUGGACUCAGGAUCUAACGCAACAACGGCUGGUAGCACGUUAUCAACAAUCUAUAGCAAAACAAAAUGCAGCGAGGGCGAUAAAUAUAACAUACACCUCCAUGCUCGAAAUUUUACGAGAGGACGCGGUGCAUUACGAAGCCUUGUUGGAUUUGUUGAAGCAAGAUCGAAGAAGUCAAUGCGAAGUGAUACUCGCAGCAACGAUAAUGGGACAACUCGCGGUUGAAGAGUCCGACGACAUAGCAGGAAAAUGUAAGGAAAUUACUCGAAAAGUUUGGAACAACAUGAAAGAAAGAGAACGUUCGUUGGCGUUUAUUCGCGGGCAAGUCGAAGAUCUGUGGUCAUACGCGCAAUCGUUGAUACGAACGGAAAGCGAAACAAUGUUCACCAUGGAAGUUAGACGUGCUUCGAUCGCAUCGAAUGGAUCGCUGGAAAAGCAAAUAAAGUCUUUGGAAGGAGUAUUUGAUAAAGUUAAAGAAUCGUUGCUCGUACGAUCCUAUCGAGAGUUACUUUCAAGGCUAGAAGAACAAAUGAAACAAAGAACGCGAUUAUUGGAACAAUUCAACCGAAAUGUAAAGGAACGCGACUCGUUAUCGAGUCAGAAAAAUGAAGCUUUAUCCACUCUCACGGAGAUCGAGCACACUAUUGUGGCUGGCGUGGAAGAAUAUAAGACUGAUAAAAGAACGUUACUGGAACAAAUCGUGAUGCAAAAACAGCGUCAACUUGAACAUAAGAAUUUAAGGAAGGUUCGUGGUGAACUGUUAAUGGAUAUACGAGCGGCAUUACAAAAUAUGGUAGCGAUGCUAGUUUGUGUGAGAAGGGGAACGAUUAGGACACCGAAAAAGCAAACCGAUAAAAGACCGACGAAGGAUGGAAAGGAUGAUACGGAAGAACUGGAAGCCGUUCUACCGAUCAUGGAAAAAAUUGAAACGGAAGGUUUAGCAUUAUUAUCCACCGUAAGUCGGAAAGUAGGAGCACUGUUUGGAAUGAGCAACUUCGAAUUCGACGAAGAUAGAGAUGAUAGAGCGAAAGAUUUGUAUCAAACCUACGUCUCUGAUUAUAAUUCCAGAUUAAAGUAUAAAGACGAAGGAGUAGAACCAACGGGUCUCAUCGUCGAGCACGAAGCGAUUGAUUCCUCGAUACUUACGAGGGCCGACAUCAAAUUCAGAAGCAGACAAGCUGUUGAAGCUUAUGUGCGAUUAGAAUGA